Molecule: messenger RNA, 1360 nt
Organism: Lethenteron reissneri (Far Eastern brook lamprey)
Lineage: Eukaryota; Metazoa; Chordata; Hyperoartia; Petromyzontiformes; Petromyzontidae
Product: gap junction gamma-1 protein-like
Biological process (GO): cell-cell signaling
Cellular component (GO): connexin complex
Molecular function (GO): gap junction channel activity
Source: RefSeq, a predicted model, not a curated record
GGGCUGCAGGUGAAUGGAGACGAGGCGAGGGGUGAGGGGGGAGGGGCGCACAGGCGGCGUCUUUGCCAGGUGCUGCUGCUGCUCAAGUCUCUGCACUCGCUGCGGCCUCUCACAGCGGAUCGUCAGGGACGUCUCGUGCGCUCCUACAGAGCGGCGUCGCUGCUUCUGACCGGCGAUCACGAUGAGCUGGGGCUACCUGACGCAGCUGCUGGAUGAGGUUCACCGACACUCCACAUUCCUGAGCAAGCUGUGGAUCACCACCUUCCUCAUCUUCCGCAUCGUUCUCACGACGGUCGCCGGAGAGUCGAUCUACUACGAUGAGCAGGGCCAGUUCACGUGCAACACGGCGCAGCCCGGCUGCGAGAACGUCUGUUAUGACAGCUUCGCACCGCUCUCCCAUGUCCGCUUUUGGGUGUUCCAGAUCAUCGUCGUUGCCACGCCCACCAUCCUGUACCUCGGAUUCGCUGUACAUCGCAUCACCAGGAUCGAGUACGAGCGAGACGAACGAACAAAGCGAACCGGCGGCUCCGACCGCAUGGUUGAAUGCACGGAGAAUGAGGAGGAGGUGGAAGAGGAGGUGGAAAAGGAGGUGGAGGAGGAUGAAGAAGACGGCAAGGAGAAGCGACGGCAAGGCAACGAGCGGUGGAGGAUCAAGACUGACGGCCUGAUGGUAGCCUACACCCUCCAGCUACUCGCCCGCACGCUGGCUGAGAUUGGCUUCCUGCUGGGGCAAUACCUGCUCUACGGCUUUGAGGUGGCCCCACGCUUUCAGUGCGUCCGCGACCCCUGCCCACAUCGUGUCGACUGCUUCGUGUCGCGCCCCACGGAGAAGACCAUCUUCCUUUUGGUCAUGUACACGGUCGCCUGUCUCAGCCUCCUGCUGGAACUGACCGAGAUUUGCUACUUGGGGCUGGGAGCCCUCCACGACUCGCUGAGCGGGAGGCGCUGGCUGCAGAGCAGAUCCGCGGAGGGCAAACAGGCGGCCCACGCGACGCUGGAGGCUUCCAGGGUGAAGGUGGCAGUGGCCCAGGGCAGUCGCCGAGUGUCGCUGGCGCCCCCGGGUUACCACUCGCUGGCGGGGGCCUCCUCUGACGGGAACGGCACCGGGGUGGCAGAUCCCGGCGAGCCGGACCCCCCCACGGCAGUUCCCGCAGCAGCAGCAGCGAUGAUGUCGCCGCGGGAAUUGCGUCAGCUCCGUGACGAGUUGCGGGAACUUCAGACGGAGCUGAGGGCGACGCCGAGGCCCCGCCAGGAGCCCCCCGGGCAGAGCGCCGGCGGCGGCACCGGCCGCACGGCUUGGGUUUAGCGCGAGCGAGUGUCACCCUCGCGGCGACCCUCUGUGCUCUUUGUGAAGAUCCGA